AUGACACCUUCAGCAGAACCAGCCACAGGGCAGAGUAAUUCAUAUCGCAAUGGCGAUCCACAACUCGCCGUUAUGGACGAGGAAGCAGAGCAGCCUCCCAAGUUCGACGACCCUUACCAGAAACAUAGAUACUUGAAACACCGCCUUGCUCUUGCCUUUCGAAUCUUCGCCAAGUUUGACCUUUCAGAGGGAGUUGCAGGCCACAUCACAGUUAGAGACCCGAUGGAUCCAACUAGUUUUUGGGUCAAUCCGUUCGGAAUUCAUUUUUCUUUGAUUGAAGAUACCGAUCCUAUCCGUGUCGACCGCUCUGGCAAUACUCUGGACAUGCUAACGCAAGAUUUCUGUGUAUUAUGGAACGACCAUGUGCUGUACUCCAACUUCGCUGGUCUCGUUCUGGCUACAGCGGAGGGAAAGGCGAUUGCUGCAGCCCUGAGGAAUAAAAAGGCGGCAUUGUUAGCCAAUGAUGGACUGAUGACAGUAGGUCAGAGCAUUAAGGCUACAAUCCAACUUGCGGCAGAUGCAAGCGCCACAGGCACUGGCAGGUCGCUGGUGACAAUCGGGGAAGAUGAGGCACGGGCCACGUGGGUAUCAGUUGGCACUAUAGUGCAAGACAUGCCAACUCUGUAG
Messenger RNA from Aspergillus pseudotamarii, 627 nucleotides. RefSeq names its product class II aldolase/adducin N-terminal. Gene Ontology annotation, cellular component: cytoskeleton. The transcript has 5 exons. The coding region runs from base 1 to 627 and encodes 208 amino acids. NCBI's taxonomy places the organism in Eukaryota, Fungi, Ascomycota, Eurotiomycetes, Eurotiales, Aspergillaceae. The record is from RefSeq and is a predicted model, not a curated record. Gene Ontology annotation, molecular function: actin filament binding.